This is a messenger RNA of Batrachochytrium dendrobatidis JAM81, 2874 nucleotides long. RefSeq lists its product as uncharacterized. The transcript is spliced from 13 exons. The record is from RefSeq and is a predicted model, not a curated record. The coding region runs from base 1 to 2874 and encodes 957 amino acids. NCBI's taxonomy places the organism in Eukaryota, Fungi, Chytridiomycota, Chytridiomycetes, Rhizophydiales.
AUGAAUCAACCAUUACAGGGACUGUUUUCUCAAUCUGGCAGCUUGGAUAAUGCCUUGUCCAACCUUGACGUUGCACUUUCCACUAUUCCACUCAAUGAUCAGAGGGCUCUUUUACCAGCUUUAUAUCAGCUUAAAAAACGACUUUUAGACAAUCAGUCAGACCACAACCAAUAUGUGCAGUGGGCCAUUCAAACUUUGAUAUCACGCACGAUUCAACUUCCAGGAGAUGUUUCCAUCACUGAUAUAAUGGAAUUGAAUAUGAGAAACCCUGCUGUACGCACACUAGCGGAAAUGGUCGUUUUUUGCCUUGAACCAGAAUCUGGAAGAGCAAAUGCAGAUCUUAUAUUUUCUACGAUUUUUACACAUGGUCGUAUUCAUUCAAGUAACUCCAUGUCUUUUCAAAGUCUUUGGAUUGUGAUGUUUGUGAUAUCAGCACUUCCGUAUUCCAUGAUAUUGCCCUUUCACGUCGCUCUGAAUCAUCAUUAUGCAACCGUUGGAAACACCACGCUUACAGCCAUCUCCAGUAAUAUGUUUCAAAAAAAUUCUGAUUUUUCGCCACUGUCGCUUUUCACCGUUCAGUGUCUUGACAGUAUUGCCGUGUUGUACCCUAAUAUUCUCGCUGGUGCUUUGCGUGAGAUGAUUGAUAUUUAUACUAGAGAUGUUGUGCAGGCCGCAACGUUUACCGAUCAUAGUAUGUCCAGCAGACACAUUUUGGCAUACCUUUUUACAAUUUGUAUUUUGAGUCCUGCCACAUGGAAAGUUUGCGAGAAAGUACUUUUAAAUUUUGUUUUAUAUGACAUUUUUACGGGCCCUAUUCUGAUCGAGUCCAAUAUUGGCUUUUCCAUAUUUACAUUGACUCAUCUACAGCAAAUAGAAUAUGUCCCACUGCGACCUAUUGUGAAUGAUCUUAUCACUAUUCUAUUUCGCAGCACACUCGAGAAUCAUUCGACAACUUUAAGGUGUUUUGUAAAACUCAGUAACUGGUGCACGAGUGUAGAAAAUGACAUUGAUGAUGGUGCAGCAAACGAAGUGCGCCAAAAAGCUAAUCUAACGCUACUCCAAGAUCUUGAGCGGACCUUUUCAAUUUUGUAUUGCAUGGUUCAGGAGUCAUGGAUUCUUCAAGCUCCUUUUUUGCAGCAUGAUGACUCGAGCGCGUAUGUUGAUAUGGCUAACAAUACAAACAGUCAUUUUUAUUCCUCCAAGGAGUACAUGGCGAUAUUGCUAUGUAUGAAACUGAAUCAGUCGUCAAAUAUUCGGCAGGGACUUUUGGUCAAACUUGUAGGACUUCAUCUAGAUCAGCAUGCUUUAGUAGAGUUUUUGAGUCAGGAUAGCUUUUGUUGGUGGAUGAAUGAUCAGGUUGUAUUUUUAUUUGCACAGGUUUAUCCAAAGCUUCAAAAACACAUGCUUAAACAUGCGUUAUCACUUGCAAAAAACUCGGAUUCCCAGAGCAUCAAUAUGGACACCAUCAUGACAUUGCUUGACAAAAAACUACAGCAGCAGAAUGGAUUAGUCAUUUUUCGUCAGCUUUUUAGCAGUUCCAACACAGCAAAGCAAGCACUCAAAGUCAAACACACGGAUGUCCUGACCAAGUCAAAGAUGAAUGCUGUUAAAAUACCAAACGCAUCGAGUUUAGGGUUUAAUAAUUAUCUGCAGACGCUUGCAAUACUUUUAGGACUUGAAAGUGGGUUGGAGCCAGCAGUUUCCUUUAAGCUUGGAAUGUUCAAAUUCAAUCAAAUAACUCAAUUACAAGAUAGUCAGGAGGCGUUGAUUGUUCGCGAAGCCCAGAUGAAUCUUGUGGUGGACAUUUAUGGUUUUAGAGAAUUUAUUCCGGCGCUGUUUCAAAGGCUUUUGGACCAUCUUGAUGCAAAACAGACUAUAUGUUUUCUUGAUAUAUGGGUAGAUAUUUCUCGAGUUCUAGCAACUAAAGCAGCAUCUGAGUUGCUUGAAGAUAAUGUAUUGCGUGGAUGGAUCUGCCAAAUGUCUGCUCUAUGGAAAUCUGCCUCACUCUAUAGCGAUGAUCCUUGGCUACUUGCAAUGACAUCAACUAUACUACCAGAGUAUCUGGAUGGAAAUGCUGAAGUCAUUCAAGAUGCUGUCAAGGAAUACUUUCUCAUUCAACACUGCAAGGCAGGUCUUGACGCAGAUCUCUUUGAUAUUACAUUUUUUCCAAAAAAGAGCGGCAUUCAAACUGGAUUCACUUGUAAUGUCAACAAUGGAACUCAAAGUGUUUGCUAUUACAUCAAGACGCAUCAAUACGGACCAACAAAAGACAAUAUAAAGAGUAUCAAACCACCAGAUACAAAGGAGUUGUUUGUCUACAAGAUUCUGCAUCAUAUUGGAAUUGGUCCUCAAGUUCAUUUUAUCAUCCCAUCUCAUGGCACCAAAAAGACUAUCUACAUUGCCACCAAGGAUUGUCAUUUGGUCUUAUUGUCCAACUUGACCAAGGAUACAGUAAACAACAAUGCUCUACUUCAAUUGGAUCUGAUAUCUCGCAUCCUCUGUCUUCGUGAUUGUGCUGGCAACACUUCAAACUGUGGUCAAGUCGGUGAAAACCCAAUGAUUGUUGACUUUCGUAUUGAAAAUCAGUCGCAGGGUUAUGCCAAACUCGAUAUCCUGGACAAAUUCUACGAAGGAAACAGUGAAUUUCACUAUUCUGGAUUGAUGGAAAUCGCAAUCAAAACUCCAAAAACUGUCAAGAUGGAUAUUAUGAACAAGUCACUACAGGAGUGGAAGCUGUUGGAGAAUAUCGAACGAGCUGAAUUGGAGAUCAAUGAAUUGGUUAAAAGAUAUGAUGGCAAGAUGGGUUUUGAAAACGAUUUACAACGAUAUGUUCAGGAUCUCAAAACAACAGUUGCAGUUCUUAUGAAAUCUUGA